This is a messenger RNA of Mauremys mutica (yellowpond turtle), 3791 nucleotides long. It is a transcript of the gene TMC7, whose product is annotated as transmembrane channel like 7. Gene Ontology annotation, molecular function: mechanosensitive monoatomic ion channel activity. The record is from RefSeq and is a predicted model, not a curated record. Gene Ontology annotation, cellular component: plasma membrane. The coding region runs from base 269 to 2419 and encodes 716 amino acids. The transcript is spliced from 16 exons. Lineage: Eukaryota; Metazoa; Chordata; Testudines; Geoemydidae.
UAGGCUGCACAGGUACCUAUUUCCAGCCUGGCCUGCGGAGGGGGCCCUGCUGCGGACCCCGGCCGCCCGUGCAGACUAGAGCAGAGACGUGCCCGGCUGAGGGGCGCGUGGGGGUGCGGGACCGGGCCCUCUCUCCCUCCCUCCGCACUGACUGCACAAGCCACUCGGCUGCGCGCGUCUCGUCGGCUCUGUGACGCCCGGAAAUUGGAACCCCCGCCCGGGCCGCGGCUCCUGCUUCUCCGGCGGCAGCGGCAGCGGCAGCGGCAGCAUGAGCGAGCCCCUGGGGUCGCCCGGCGGCAGCGAUGAUGACGAAGUCUUCCUUCCUUAUGCAAAUAAUACAUCACCAUCUGUUACCUUUCUGCAAGAAUUGCCUAGUUAUCAGUCCAUUUUAAGGCGGAGACCUUCUGCUGGAGGAACACAAGAUAGACGGCAAAACAAUCAUGGCUUUGCGAGACCCCCUGCUGCAGAGAAAAGAGAUAUUGCAGAAAGAACAGGAGUGGAAAGUGAGGCUGUGGUUCGAUCGAUAAGAGAAUAUGCAUCAAGUAUUCCGGAGAAGAGAAGACUAAGGGACAUCCAGGAGGCUAAUGUAAAAUAUUUAUCUGGAUGGGAUCAGUUGAAGCAGACCAGGAAUAAAUCAUGGAAAAAAUUCCUAGAUGAAACCAAGGAGCUGUCGUCUUACUUGGAACUUUGGAGAAAUGACAUUCAUAGUAUUGAGGGGAAGUUUGGCACUGGUAUCAAGUCCUAUUUCUCCUUCCUGCGUUUCCUGGUGCUGUUAAAUUUUAUAAUCUUUGUUCUGAUGUUCAGUUUUAUAACACUUCCAAGCACCAUUUCUCAAUAUGGAGUUCUCAACAGUAGCUAUGUUAAAGUUUCUCCAAAAGGCAUAGAGCCACAAUGCACAAUUUAUACAAUUAGUGGUACUAAAGGACUCGUUUACUUCUAUACUUACAUAAUAGAUCUGCUCUCUGGCACUGGUUUCCUUGAAAUGACGAGUCUGUUUUAUGGAUAUUACAGAAUAGAUAUGGUACAUUUCAAUGCCAUUAAAUACAAUCUACCACUUGCGUACUUGCUGACUACACUUGUGUAUCUCUCAUUAAGUCUUAUCUGGAUAGUGAAAAGGUCUGUGGAAGGAUUUAAACAAAGCUUUGUACGGGAGGAAGAUCCAUUUCAGAGUUACUGCAACAAAAUCUUUGCAGGCUGGGACUUCUGCAUUACAGACCUGAAUGCUUCCCGGCUAAAACAUAGUAGUUUAAAAUAUGAACUAAAAACAGACUUGGAGGAAGAAAGACUAAGGCAAAAAAAAGCUCGCAGGACAACAGAAGAAAAGCUGCGCAUCUACUGUCUACGAAUAUUUUUAAAUAUCUUUGUUCUUGCACUUUUGUCAGGAUGCUUUUACUCUAUCUAUAAAGCAACCGUCUACUCACAAGAAAAUAUUUCCAAUGUCAUCAGCAAGAUGACGUUUGAGGGUAAUCUCUUCGUGCAAUACUUGCCUUCUAUAGUGAUCACCCUGGCCAACUUUAUUGCGCCUCUGUUUUUUUCAUAUAUCAUCAGAUUUGAAGAGUAUUCACCAGCCUUUGAGAUCAGGUUAACACUUAUGCGGUGUGUCUUUGUGCGGCUGGCCAACAUUGGCGUUCUCUUGUUUUCACUGGGGAAUCGAAUCGUAUGUGCUAAUGAAAAGUGUAAGGCCUGUGGAUACAAUUACGAACUCUACCCAUGCUGGGAAUCUCGAGUUGGGCAGGAGAUGUAUAAGCUGAUGAUUUUUGAUUUCAUAAUAAUUUUUGCUGUGGCGGUGUUUGUUGACUUUCCUAGAAAGUUGUUAGUUACCUAUUGCUCUUAUAAACCGAUUCAGUGGUGCGGGCUGCAGAAAUUUCAAAUUCCUGAAAAUGUACUGGAAAUUGUUUACGGGCAGACAAUCUGCUGGAUUGGAACCUUUUAUUCACCACUUCUUCCUGCUAUAGCAACUGUAAAAUAUUUUAUCGUCUUUUACAUUAAAAAGAUAAGUUUGAUGCAUACAUGUAGACCUUCCAAGAAGUCUGUCAGAGCAUCAAGCUCUAAUUUCUUCUUCCUGGCGGUGCUGUUGAUUGGGCUUAUCUUGGCUUUUAUUCCCUUGGGACUCAGCAUGACACGCAUCCGCUCCUCUAAAGCAUGUGGGCCAUUCGUUAAUUUUAACCGUUCGUGGGAUGUUGUUCCACAUACAGUGGAAGGGUUUCCGGGAGCUCUGCAGAAGGUCCUUAAUGGUAUAGCUUCAGAAGCAUUUGCAGUGCCUUUCUUUGUGGUUAUCUGCCUCAUUAUGUUCUAUUUCAUUGCCUUGGCUGGAGCACAUAAACGGGUCGUUGAUCAGCUCAGGGAACAAUUGGUUAUGGAGAGUCGUGACAAACAGUUCCUAAUCAGAAAGUUAACAGAAGCUCAGAAGCGUAGUUGAAAAACCUCCAAAAGGAAAUUGUGUGAGAUGGGUUUUGACAUUUUGAGACUUUACAGAACCACUAGAUACAGCAGGAACAAACAUAACAAUCUGUAGGAUCUUGAAAACUGAAUCACUAACUAGGAUCCGGAUCUUUCAAACAAUUUUGUGCAUGCUUAACUUUAAGAACACAAGUAAUCCUACAGCUUCAAUGGGACUACUUGUGCUUAAAGUUAAGAAUGUGCACAAAUGUUUUCAGGAUUGUGGCCUUAACCUGUUUGUACCAUAUUAACUCUGCACAGAAACUCUCUGGUAGGACUAUUUAUGCUGUUAGGGUUUAAGAUUGUCAGUGUUUACAUUAAACCCCUAUUUUUAGGGGGUUUUAGAUUGCUCUAAAAAUGUGCUCUGAGCUGAAACUUUGCCUGUGAAGUGUCUUUGCCCAGAAACCAUUUGAAAUAUCAGUUUAUAAAUUAUGCUGUGGGAGUAGAGGGGGUCGGGGGAGAAUAGGAAUUGCUAGUUUCACACAUUUCCAACUAACUUCUCUUUUAAAACUGAAGUGUUGGAGGCAUCUAGGUUGCUAUGCUGAAUUAGCACAUUGGGGAGGAACAAAUAAAAUUUGUAUUCAUUUAAGUAGAUUUCCUCAAUAUUUUUAGUAUGUAGACUUAGAGCUUUUCUCUGAAACAGCUAUUAUGGUCCGUCUCAUCCAUGGUACACUGGAAAUUUGGCCCUAAGAGUUUCAGAAGCAAAAUACAAAGAAAGGAAUUUUGAACAAACACUGGGGAAAAACCCACUGGGGACAGAUCCUCAAUUGGUGUAAAUCAGUGUAGUGAAACUGAAGUAAAUGGAGCUAAGCCAGUUUACACCAGCUGGGGAUUUGGCCCUGAUUUUAUGCCGGUAAUGUACUGUUACUCAAAUUUUGUUCUGAACAAGUUUUGAAUGUUCUAGUGCCUUUCUGGCUUAACUCUCAGGUGUACAUAUUUUAAAGCAAAUAAGUAGCAACUUUGCAAUACAACAUUUGGAAACAUUUAUACUCUUAUAUGCCAGUACCUAUUAAAUGCACUACUUUUUUUUUUUAAACAAGAACUGUAUUUUUAUGAAAGAGUAAUUUCCAAAUACUCUACCAGAUUUCAUUAUUUGAAGAAUGUGCUUCCAUUGCUUAGAGUUUUCUAUAGUGCAUUGUAUGUAUGUAUGCGUAUGUUACUUGAACUCUGUAGAGGAUAAUUUGGAACAUAUUACACAAUAGCAAUAAGUAUUUAUGCAAGUCUCUAAUGUACUGUUAAUCUUUAAUAUGAGAGAUCCUGUAUCUUUAUGACUGUAUAUCUUGGAAUGUUUCAUUUUUAAAAAAUUAACAUGCAUUAAACAACUUUGAAUCUUAUCUAGUGUAUGAACAUUU